GCGUUUCGUCUGACAAGAUCGUUUUCAAGAUGGCUGCGCCUACGAGUUCGAAGCAUGAGAAAAACCUACGUCCGAAAGUUGGUGUUGGUGUGGUAAUCACAAGUCCGUUGCACCCUAAAUGUGUGCUUAUAGGAAAACGAAAGAACGUGCAUGGUGAUGGAUAUUAUGCUUUACCAGGAGGGCACUUGGAAUUUUCGGAGACUUGGGAGGAAUGCGCACUCCGCGAGACCCUUGAAGAAACAGGGCUGAGCAUUAUCGGUGUGACCUUUGACUCUGUAAUCAACGCAGUCAUCGAAGAAGAGAGAUAUCAUUACGUUGUGAUAUUCAUGAGAGGGGAGAUUGAUUUGACCAAGAAGAAGGAGCCUGAAAAUAUGGAGCCCAAUAAAUGCGAAGGUUGGGAGUGGUGGGAUUGGGACAAGUUCCCGAACCCAGAGGACCUGUUCGUUCCGCUUAGGAUAGUCAGGGAGAAGGGCUAUGAUGCGUUCAGGAACUGCCCACCGUGAUACAGCUACAAGUGCACAACUCUUCUUGCUGUGACAGCUGAAGAGACAGUUUUAAGUACCUCAUUUCCGCUGCACUGCCUUUCACAAGUUUAAUGUAUUGUUUCUAAGUGGCAGGCUUCCGAAUUGUAACCAGACUCUCCUAAGGAUGACACAGUAAAAUGGCCUUGCUGAUGGUCAGGCGGUGUCGAAUAGUCAGGGUCCCAAAAAUGACAGGCAGUUCCGAUGAAAGAUUUUGAACUAUGAAUUGUCUUGUUCUGAUUUUAUUCAUGCGUUAUGUUGUACUUCCAUGAAGUGCAGACACACAGAGGGAACAGCUGAUUUUUCUGUACUUGAAUGUCAGUCCUUUGUCUAAAUCAGUCUUCUGUUAGCAUUGGUAAUUUCCAGGGUUUAAUCUAUGGGAGGUUAUAUUUUUUUAACAAAAAGAAACAUCAUUUUGUGUCCUCUGAAGUUAUAUAUAUGUAAAGCGCAAAUGUGUGUGCCAUCAUCGUUAAAUUUGUUCAUAGUUGUGUUUUUCAUACUGAGCUGAAGUUUAAGUCAAACCUUAAAGUUAAUUUUUUCUUUGAUGAAGGGAGCCUUUUAACACACCAAAUAAAUGCACAAGUAAAAA
Messenger RNA from Acanthaster planci (crown-of-thorns starfish), 1110 nucleotides. RefSeq names its product nudix hydrolase 15 (gene nudt15). Gene Ontology annotation, molecular function: 8-oxo-7,8-dihydrodeoxyguanosine triphosphate pyrophosphatase activity. NCBI's taxonomy places the organism in Eukaryota, Metazoa, Echinodermata, Asteroidea, Valvatida, Acanthasteridae. Gene Ontology annotation, cellular component: cytosol. The record is from RefSeq and is a predicted model, not a curated record. Gene Ontology annotation, biological process: dGTP catabolic process.